Molecule: messenger RNA, 1323 nt
Organism: Anopheles coustani
Lineage: Eukaryota; Metazoa; Arthropoda; Insecta; Diptera; Culicidae
Gene: ppk17
Product: acid-sensing ion channel 2
Exons: 5
Coding region: 1-1323 (440 amino acids)
Biological process (GO): sodium ion transmembrane transport
Cellular component (GO): membrane
Molecular function (GO): ligand-gated sodium channel activity
Source: RefSeq, a predicted model, not a curated record
AUGGUUAGUGUCGCAAAGUUACGGCACAAGCUAUGGGACCUGCUAAAUGCAUUGUGCCACGAUCCGAAGCGCCUGGUGCGUGGUGUAGUGCUGUUCAUCUGUAGCAUCGUCGUGAUGUACCAACUGUCCGAUUGUUUCAAGAAGCUGUUCAAUCCUCCGAUAUCGACACACUCGCGCUUCGAUCUGAACGACUCUAUGUUCUACCCAUCGGUCACGUUCUGCCGCGAACCGGCGUACAAGGCGGAUGUGAUGGCAAGGUACAACCUGGCCAUGCACCCAAAGUACACCAGCGCGUUCGAUCGGUUUCGGUUCAACGAAUCCUCCCUGGAGCAGCUGUUCAGCGAGGCGACCUACAAUCACAGCGAAUUUUUCAUACAACACGGCCUGGACGGAGACGCGCACAAUAUCCAAGUGGUGGAGAGUUUACAUCUCGAUAUGGGCCGAUGCUACACGCUGAAUCCACAAACGACCACGAAACACUCCUGGAAGGAGGCCGGUUACUCGAUCAUGCUGCGCCACGACACGAACAUCACGCAGGUCACCGUUGGCGACACACCGCCCGGCUGGCAUGUCUUCAUCCACGACGAAAGCGAAGGUUUCGCCGAGAACCGCAUGCAAUCUUCCGGGCGCGUGGAGUACCUCUUCCUGGAGGUGAACGAGGAAAUGGAGAUCCGCCUGGCGACACAACACUUCUUCAUGCUGGCCAGCUACGAAAACGAGUGUGUCGAACGUUCGUCCGUGAGCUCCACUAGGUGCGGUGAGGACUGCCACUGGAACGCUGUGGUGGACACGGUAGGAUGUUCCGGUCCUUGGAUGCCCGGCUUGAAGGCACCGUACUGCACCAACGCCGAAGACACGAAGCAGUUGAUCAAGCUGUACCGUCAGCUGGAGGAUUUGGACGGAACCCAAUGCGGAUGCUUUCAGCCUUGCACCACCACGAUCUACACAGCGUCUGUCAUGAACCGCAAGCCGUUCCACAUCAGCGUGCCUUCAUCACAGCUGUGGGUGUACUAUACGUCGAAAAUGGUGUCUAUUGUAGAAGAAUUUCAUGGCUACGAUUUCAACCAAUUCGUAUCAGAUCUCGGAGGAUCACUAGGAUUCUUGCUCGGGCUGUCGGUGCUGGGCCUGAUCGGACUGUUGGAGAAAAUUGUGGAGCUGGUUUUCAUCCGUCGUUUGAUAGCUGAGAAGCAAAAAAAGCAGGCAGCCAAAGAGGCACAAUCCCAACCGGAAUCUACUAAAUCGGUAAAUGAUUGUAAAAGCAGUGAAAACCUGCAUCAACCAAGCGACAACACUUUUACGGCAGGGGAAGCUGUUAUACAGUGA